AUGAUCCAAAAUCGAGAAAGAUGGAGUACACUUACUUUACAAGCACAGUUCCUACUACAGGUUCUCAACCACGAGAAGAUAUGGUCCUUUGAAGGGACCUCUCAUUCUGUGCACUAUGGAGAACCAGAUCUUGGUAUCAAGGAGCAACCAAAUUGUGGAGAUCCUUUAAGAUGUGUUGGUCUAAUCAAAAAGGUCAAAAAAUGGACCUGA
Messenger RNA from Danaus chrysippus (African queen), 210 nucleotides. Lineage: Eukaryota; Metazoa; Arthropoda; Insecta; Lepidoptera; Nymphalidae. The record is from the annotation of a GenBank genome assembly.